Dicentrarchus labrax (European seabass) is the source of this 3983-nucleotide messenger RNA. RefSeq names its product WT1 transcription factor a (gene wt1a). The transcript is spliced from 8 exons. Gene Ontology annotation, molecular function: RNA polymerase II cis-regulatory region sequence-specific DNA binding; DNA-binding transcription factor activity, RNA polymerase II-specific. The coding region runs from base 491 to 1741 and encodes 416 amino acids. NCBI's taxonomy places the organism in Eukaryota, Metazoa, Chordata, Actinopteri, Moronidae. Gene Ontology annotation, biological process: regulation of transcription by RNA polymerase II. Gene Ontology annotation, cellular component: nucleus. The record is from RefSeq and is a predicted model, not a curated record.
GAGUGUGGAGGGAAAAGAGGGCUACUCCUCCUCACUCCUCCACUCCUCUUUCUCCAUUCACUGAGAAAGCUCUGAGCAGAACAGAAACCUCUCUCCUCCUUGAAUGGACUCCAUCUCCCCGAGCCAAACGCUCUUUCACUGCUGUUGUUGACGGAAACUGUGAUUUUUUUUAUUUCUUCUCCUCGUGCUGCUGUUGAGAAAAGUUGACGUCUCUGACUUUUCUGUGUCGCCAUGAACUUCUGUCGGACUUGAGGAGUUUCCAGAGCAGCUGUGUGGUGUCGUAAACAACUGAUGGGCAAAAACCAAACCAGAGAAGACUUGUGAAAGAGGAGAAACAGUGCUUGUAGUGAAAGAUUUAGAGGGUGGUGGCUGAUUUGGGUUUGGGUCAGCCAGACUCAAGGCAGGGAGACAGACAGGUAGAAAAGUACGGGGUGACAGAUCAAUUUUAAAAAUAGCCUACUUUUGUCCUAGUUUUGUCCCCUGGACCACAAUGGGUUCAGACGUACGUGACCUGAACUCUCUGCUGCCUCCGCUCCCGGCGGGCCCCAGCCCCGGCUGCCCGGCCCUGCCCGUCAGCACAGCCCCUCAGUGGGCUCCCGUCCUGGACUUCCACACCGCCGCCUCCCCUUACUCCUCUCUGGCCACCCCCCACACCUCCCUGGGGCCGCACUCCUUUAUCAAGCAGGAGCCCAGCUGGGGGGCCACCAGUGACCCCCACCACCUCGACACAGACCCUCACUGCGGUCUCAGCGCCUUCACCGUCCACUUCUCAGGGCAGUUCACAGGGACCGGGGCCUGCAGGUACGGGACAGCAUUCGGGGCACCACCACCUCCAGCACCAGCCCCCACUCAACCUCCAUCUGUGACCGCCCCGCACCACCACCAGCCCCCCAGCAGGAUGUUCAGCAACCCACCGUACCUGACCAACUGCAUGGACACACAGCAGGCGGCCCGCAACCAGACAGGUUACAGCGCGGUCGCAUUCGAUGGAGCCGGUAAUUACGGCCACACUCCUACACACCACAGCUCGCAGUUCUCCAACCACUCCUUCAAACAUGAAGACGCUUUAACUCAGCCGAGCACUAUGGGUGAGCAGCAGUAUCCCGUUCCACCUCCUGUCUACGGAUGCCACACACCUUCAGACAGCUGUACAGGCAGCCAGGCUCUGCUGCUGAGGAACCCUUACAACAGCCAUGCAGCAGGCUACGACAGUGACCCCAACACCCCCAUGGUGUACAGCUGCAGCACACAGUACCACAUACACACGCAUGGAGUCUUCAGGGGAAUACAGGAUGUGCGGCGGGUGCCCAGCAUUGCUCCAGCCAUCGUGCGGUCAGAGAGCAGCGAGAAGCGCCCGUUCAUGUGUGCCUACCCAGGAUGCAACAAACGCUACUUCAAGCUGUCUCAUUUGCAGAUGCACGGUCGCAAACACACAGGGGAGAAACCCUACCAGUGUGAUUUCACAGACUGUGGCCGGAGCUUUUCCCGCUCCGACCAGCUCAAGAGACACCAGAGGAGGCACACAGGAGUUAAACCCUUCGAAUGCGAGACGUGUCAGAGAAAGUUCUCUCGGUCUGACCACCUUAAGACACACACCCGGACUCAUACAGGUAAAACAAGUGAGAAGCCGUUCAACUGUCGGUGGCCGAACUGUCAGAAGAAGUUUGCCCGGAGUGACGAGUUGGUGCGACACCACAACAUGCACCAGAGGAACCUCACCAAGCUCCAGCUGGCUAUCUGAGUCUUUUGUCAGCACAUAUCACAGUUUUAAAUGUAAACAUCUGGGUUACAUCUGCUUAUAUUUUCUGUCUCCACUUAAUCCAAACCUGGUGGCCACCUUUGCACCCACUAACCUAGCCUGUGUAGGGACCAGUAGAGUCCUAAUGGCUCCCUUAAAGAGGUUAAUAUCACUAGUCACUAUUGCUGCCGAUCCAUUGUUGGUUUUGGUCUUUACAUGGGAUUUAAAGGUCCAGUGUGUAACAUUUAGGAGGAUCUUAUGACAGAUAUGGAAUAUAAUAUUCAUAGGUAUGUUUUCAUUAGUGUAUAAUCACCACCUGUAUAUCCACCGUAUAUGCAUCAACAUGCAACAUCUCACUCUGUGUUUCUCUGCAGAGCAGUGCAAUUGUCGGUAGACUGUACCAGAGGGGUAGAGCGGGGGGAGAUUGUUCACUAGUUAAUCUAUCACAGAUACUUGUGCUGUGAGAGAGAUGCUUUGCUGAAGCAAAAAACACAAUGUUAGAGAGAAGUCUAAAAAAUGUUAGUCUGUGGUGGACUGCCACAGGCUUGGUAAUUAAUGGGAAACACUGAGUCUAGAACAGACAAACAAAGCACUGGUACUUGAUAGGGUCUUUCAUGUUUGUGCAAGUUUUGUUGCCACUGUUGUUUCUCCUACACACUUGGAAGGCUGAGCUGUAUUCAAGUGGAUACACUCAGCAACUUCACGGCUAGAUGCCACUAAAUCCUACACACUGGUCCUUUAAAGAUUUGAAUUAUUGUAGCUGUAGCUGAAAAGAGCAACAUUUCACUUAAGUUUCUGUUUCCGAGAAACAUUUUGGCAAAUGCUGUCCAGCUGGUGUAAAUAUAAAAAUGUACACAAACCCAAUUAGAUCUACAAUACAGUCACUUUACAGAAGGUCCCCAGAGUCAAUGUUAGUAUCUUUGCACAUCAAGACAGAAGAAUUUCAACCAUAAUGUAAUAUUUCAUUCAUCCCCAACUAUUGUCUGUUUUCUUGCCACCAUCCACCACUGUGUGUAAAGUGAGGUCAAAGGUCAUGGUCAUCUGCAUACAUGCCCCCGCAGCUUAGCGCCUUCAGCUGUUGUAAAUAGCUCUUCUGUUGAGCUGCAUUGGGAGGGCCUCUUUGUUAUCUUUUUGUGAACAAAACUUGCUUUCACUGGAAUGAUUUAAAGAGAGGGAGGUGUCAUUCAGUCUCUCUGCUUUUUCUCAUAAUUUCCCUUUUAUACCAUGGGUGAUAAUGCUGGGUUUGAUUUAAAGAGAUCAAAUGAAGUGAACAACUUGCAUCCAACACCGUAUGCAUUAUGUGUUUGCAAUGUAAGCUUUUGGUGUUUUGUCUAGUCAGCAUAAAAUGUACUUUGCAAACACAGAUAUGCCUUUAUGGUUGUAUUUAAAAAACUGAACUUUUAUGUGACGAUUGGAUUUUUUUUUUCUAGCAUUGCUCAGCGCUCUCAGAGCCAAAUCGUCUUGUCUGUGUGGUGUGUAAAUAUUGCUGGACUUUGGCAGUGUUUUAGACACUGCAAGCUCUAAAAUAUGUCUGCUGGGUCACACUGGCUCUGUGUCCGGGACAUUAUGGUCAAGAUGUAAAUAAUUCUUCUUCACCAUGGGAACUGAACUCUUUCCAUGGGGGAAAAUAUGUAACUUAACUGAUAUAUUUUAGACUUUUCUUUGGAUGGAUCCAAGAACUGUUUAUACUUUCAGUUUUCUCUCUUUUGUGUGUAUUAAUAUUUGAGUCAUAAAACAGCAAAUGUCAGUGAAACAUUUUUGUACUCAAAAGUGUGAGAUAAUUGAAAAUGAUGAUGUUUUCUCUCUGUGUAAAUGUAUUGUGACUGCUUUGAUACAGCACCAGUUUGUCUCUGUGGUCUUUAUUUAUUCAUUUGAAAGUUUCUUUGUUGUUUUUUUUUAAUACUAAGUCAUCAUUUGUUUAUUAGUCAGUAACAUAGUAUUAUCAUCGCCCACAAGAAGGUCACAGAAUUAAAAUAACAAUUCCUCCUCACACACAGAAAGAAAUAUCUAUGAAAUACUGUAUAAUAAUGUAUAAUUCCGCCAUUUUGAGGAUCCAAUUAUUUCUUUUGAAAUAUCCCACUGCCCUAAAGAUACAAUGUCAUGUAAAAAAAAAUAGAAUUCAUCAGCUGACCUUGACCGAGGUUUCCUCCCGUAACACACAUAGAAGGUUUUCUUCUUCAGCAUAGUUUAUCCUGCCCUGUUUGUGAUUAAACUCUUAAUAACUGAAUUAAAACUUUAUCAGAGA